UCAGCCUUUGUUCUCUUCACAAAGUCCAAAUUUUGGUGCAGCCCAAAAACUCCCCACUUCACAUUCCCACUCACUCACGGAGGAACACUGAACAAACGUAACUCAGAUAUAUCCAGAUCUCUCUCACUUCCUCGCAGUCACACAGACUCACAAUGAAUCACGCUUCGCUCAUCUUUUUCAUCACUCUACGGUUGCUCAAAAUGGCAGUGGCUGAUGAGGGUUUUUGCCCUUCUACUUCAAUGGUCGACUCGGGUUCGGACUUGAAGCAUUUGUAUUGGAAGGUCACCAAUCCCACACUCUCUCCUUCCCAUCUUCAAGACUUGCCAGGGUUCACACGCAGUGUUUACAAACAAGACCAUGCUUUAAUAACACCAGAGAGUCAUGUCUUUAGUCCUUUACCUGACUGGACUCUGACAUUAGGAGCGUAUUUGAUAACACCGGCCAUGGGUUCACACUUCGUAAUGUAUCUGGCAAAGAUGCAAGAAAAAUCACGAUCUGGACUCCCCCCAAAUGAUGUUGAAAGGUUCAUAUUUGUGGUCCAGGGUGCUGUCACUCUCACCAAUGUUUCUGGUACUAGCGACAAAUUAACGGUGGACUCAUAUGCUUAUCUACCUCCGAAUGUUGAUCAUUCCCUCAGGUGUGAUGCAUCUGCCACUCUUGUGGUAUUCGAGAGAAGGCAUGUUUCUCUGGAAAAUCAAUCUACUGACCAGAUUAUAGGUUCAACAGACGAGCAGCCACUCCUGGAAACUCCAGGCGAGGUCUUCCAAUUAAGGAAGCUUAUUCCAACAUCUAUAUCCUAUGACUUCAACAUCCAUAUAAUGGACUUCCAGCCUGGGGAGUAUCUUAAUGUGAAGGAGGUGCAUUAUAAUCAGCAUGGCUUGUUGCUCCUGGAGGGACAGGGUAUUUACCGAUUGGGUGAUAGCUGGUACCCUGUUCAAGCAGGCGAUGUCAUUUGGAUGGCACCAUUUGUGCCUCAAUGGUAUGCGGCAUUGGGUAAAACCCGGACGCGAUAUCUACUGUACAAAGAUGUAAACCGGAAUCCACUUUAGUCAAUGUAUCGUUAGGAUGUCUGUGACAGUUUAUCAAUACAGAUAUGUGUGUGUAAUGCAAACGGAAAUCUUACAGUUGGAACGCCAAUCGAACUACUGUUUCUCGAAGGUGAAUGUUCUUACUCAACUAAACUAACUUUGAUAUACAUAAGUUAUGAAAGAACCAGAAAUUUUUGGGGGCA
Molecule: messenger RNA, 1231 nt
Organism: Pyrus x bretschneideri (Chinese white pear)
Lineage: Eukaryota; Viridiplantae; Streptophyta; Magnoliopsida; Rosales; Rosaceae
Product: (S)-ureidoglycine aminohydrolase
Exons: 13
Coding region: 153-1049 (298 amino acids)
Molecular function (GO): ureidoglycine aminohydrolase activity
Source: RefSeq, a predicted model, not a curated record